Molecule: messenger RNA, 878 nt
Organism: Zootoca vivipara (common lizard)
Lineage: Eukaryota; Metazoa; Chordata; Lepidosauria; Squamata; Lacertidae
Source: RefSeq, a predicted model, not a curated record
GGAAGGCCGGGAAUACAUUACUCACAGCAAACACAAGGGAGCCCAGAAGAGAGUCCAAGGAACUUGCAACAAGACGACAGAAUAUUCAGUCACAAAGAGGUACAAUGGCCAUUUUGGUUACACCUGAAGCUCAUGAAAGCACAAAAGCAGGUAUGAGCCAUGCUGGAAACUCUGAAAGUCGAAGCCGUUAUGAAACACCAGCACUUUCUGAAUUGCAGCGGCUAGUUUGGAGCAGAGGAAGUUCCGACAACCAUGUGGAUCAAGUGUGGCCAAACCUCUACCUUGGAGACGGAUGGGCAGCUCGAAGCAAAGCCAUUCUGCAGAGCCUCGGCAUCACCCACAUCCUCAACGCAGCAGACGGGCCGUACAACAUCAACACGGGCGCUCGAUAUUACAGAGACCUGCCAAUCGAGUACUACGGGGUGCAGGCGUUUGAUGACACCUCGUUUGAUAUCAGCAUCUUCUUCCAGGAUGCUGCGAAUUUCAUCCACAAUGCCUUGAAGGCUACAGGAGGCAAGGUAUUUGUCCAUUGUGCCAUGGGGUUAAGCCGCUCAGCCACUUUAGUGCUGGCCUAUUUGAUGAUCCAUGAAAACCUGACACUCGUGGAGGCCUUGAAAUCGGUGGAUUCAAACCGAGGGAUUUGCCCAAACACAGGGUUCCUCAUCCAGCUACGAGCCCUGGACAUCAGAUUAAAUAAUGAGAAGAGAGGUGCCUCGGCACUCUGAGGAAAACAUAGUGAUGCAAUCCCUAUGAAGACAAGCAACGCUGCAGCACCAAUGCUUAAUUUGGAAUAAUUACUUGGUGGAGAGGGUGGGGCAGUUCUUUAACUUCAAUAAAAAUAGAAACCUGGACUGAAAGGAAAUUUUCUGUUUGUUUUU